AUGAACCUGAAGAAUGUAGCAACUGGUAGUAGAAAAUUUGGUGAAGGAGGUGUGUCCAGUGAUCAUAUGAGGGCCAAACUAGAAAUGAUGGCAGCAGUCAUUAGCUCCAAACAUGAAACUGCUCCAAUCUUGUAUAGUAGGAGUGGGGAAAUUGAUUUUGCCAAAGGGAUGGGUGGGUGAAGAGUGUAGAGACAGCCAUACAAAUGCAUAAUAUAGCAUAGGAAACUGGUUUAAACUUUUUCGGAUAGUUGUCAGUGUAGCUCAGUAUUGUGUAGAGUAGACGGACUGAGAGCAGUUCUGCAGACAAGGGUCUUUCCCAGGGCUUCAGACAAGGGUCUUUCUCAGUUUACCUGGAGAUAGCUGGGGUUGAAUCUGGGGCUUUCUUUAUACAAAGCAGAUGCUCUAUCUUCUCAGCUUUCUGGAAUCCACUUUCACCUUGCUGUUUUUAUUUUCAGCUGAGGUCCAAUACUAGAAGUGGGCUUGGCUGUUCGAAUAUAGGUGAAGGACAAGGAUUAGGAAAGGGAAUAAGUGGUGAGAACCAGGGGGGUUUAGCACUUGCCAACCCCCCCUCCCCACACCUUCUGCUGUUAAAACAAGGCACCCACACACACUUUUUUCUGUGAUUGAGGUGGUUCUAUGUUUUGUCAGGUAAAGCUGCAAUUUAUUUAUUUAUUUAUUUAUUUAUUUAUUUUGUAGGUUUUUAUCUUGCCCAGAGCAACCCAAAGCAACAUACAACUAACCAACCAGGCAGACAAUAAACCCCACACAGAUACAUUAAAAUCAAGAGGAAAAAGAAAUUCAAAGCUAGGCAGUGGGCCCUGCCAGGCACUGGCUGCUUUUUUGGUGAGUUUAUAACUUUAUUCUAACAAGACCCCCGCCCCAGACCUCAGACAAGGUCUGCAUGGACCUAGCUCCCCUCACCAAAGCCCAUUUGUGGGGUUCCAACAACAUAUUUUGUCCAAACAUUGAUUUUGACCUCCCCGCUCCAACCAGGAGGUUUGGUGGGCUCAGGAGUGGGGAAACAAGCAGGAGGGGUAAGGGUUGUACUUGACCACCCCUCCGCCUUCUACUUUCUUGGUCUAAUGAUCCUCUUCUGAAUCUGCUUUUUCUUCGAACGGCUGUCAGGAUUUUGUUAUACCCGUUUGCGUGCAAUGUUUUGUUUGGCUCUGAGUCAGACUUCAUUCUGUCUGGGAAUCACAAUGGACACUUUGUUCUGUCAGUUAUGUACAAGGGAGGAGGAUUAAUGGCAUCUUCCCCCUUGUAAUAGGGCGAUGAGAGGCAAAGGAGGGCACAGCUUCUGCACCAGUAACAGCUGUAUAGAAAAGCGAAUUUUAACUGGUGUCACUUUACUCACUCCUGCAUCAUUGUUAUCCCAUCAUUCACCCAAUGAUCGCAGGACAGUUCAUAGUCUGACCCCAUUUUACUUGCAUUACAACCUUGCAAGAAGGGCUAGGCUAAGAAAGAGUAACAGGCCAGGAUCAUGCAAUCAACUUCUUGGAUGUGCAGGGAUUUUGACCUGGAUCUCCCUGAUCCUAACUUCCAGAUCCUAACCCUGGCCUAUGGUGAGGAUUUGUGGGAACUGUAGUCCAAUAAUAACUUUUGUUGUUGUUGUUUAGUCGUGUCCAACUCUUCAUGACCCCAUGGACCAGAGCACGCCAGGCACUCCUGUCUUCCACUGCCUCCCGCAGUUUGGUCAAACUCAUGCUGGUCCAAUAACAACUAGAAGGCCACAAAUUCCCAAUCCCUACUUGAGAUUCUGCCUCUGUGCCAGUAUAGGGCAUACUGACUCUAAUGAUAAGCUGCAUCUGCCAAAAUUCCCUCUUUGGUUGUCAGCUUGUGAGUGGGGGUGGCGGGGUCCCAUACCAUUGGACUUGGGUUUAGCAGGCAACUAUUUAAGGUUUGCAAGUCUUUGUUAACAGAGGGCUUUUUCUCCCUUCAGCUAUACCUGAAGAGAGACACCCAUGGCCGCUCCAGUGGCCUUCCUGGAGACUAAAGCUCCCAGGGCAUACUUAAACUUCUUACUGAGAGCAAUAUACUGCAUGCACUGAACUACUGCCUGACCCUGUUUCAUCCUCCCACAGUUACCGGUAGUUUACUUGGCUACUUGUAAUCUUGGCUCCUAUUUGCCUUUUGUGCUGGUAAAUCAGACAGUCUUCUUGGCACUGCACCUUGGCUCUAAUUCCCUUUUGUGUUCGUUGCCUCCAUUGGGUUGAAUUCAAGGUUAUGAGUCUUUAUUAAUUUUCAUGCUUUGUUGAAUGUUUAGCUUAUUGCUGGUGCCAUUCACUGCCUUAUGUGCUGAAAACAUCGGAAUAUAAAUAGUUUGUGGUACUACGAUGCCCUAUUGAUUAUGCAUUAGUCAUCUUUUGUCCCCUUUGCAGAAGACUAAACCAUGCUUUGGUUGUUUUAUGGAAAGACUAAAUUUCCAUAAUGAUGAGGCAGCAUGUAAAGAAUGAGCAGAGGAUAAGAAGCUGCUAUUAACUGCCUACGAAUGGGAACUGGGAAUGAAUGAAUCUGUUAAUUUCAGUUCCUCUCCAUUUCUCAUUUCCCCAAAGUUCAAUUCUCCACAUUUCCAAACCAGCUUGCAAAUUAUUUUAUUAAAAAAUCCUCAUGAAAAUUCACCAGUAUUUUAGUACAUCCCCCCCUAAUUUGUUAUAUUUUAUAUAAUUUAUAAAAUAAUGCAUUUUGUAUAUUAUUUUCAGUAAUGUAAUAAACAUCUUUAUGGAUACUUUACCUUAGGAUAUGCAUUUCUGUAGACAUUACAUAGCUGGAGAAUUGUAUUGAAAAAAUUGGAGAAAUUCUGAAGAAUGGCUAUAUUAUAAUUCUCUUAUUGUUUCAGAAAGUGUGAAUUAGAAAACUUCACCUUUAAAGAGAACUGCAUUGAAUUUCUCCCCCAUCCCUUAAAAGUAAGAUGUUUAAUAUAGCAUGUUCUUUCAGUAUAUUCACUGUGAUUCUUUCCAAACUAAACACAUGAAACCUUUCUUGGAAUAUGAUUGGUUAACUGUUUUUGCCAGGGCAAGAUAUAUAUGGCUCAAGGAGUAGUGACCCUUCCAAAUGGAGACCUACUUCUAUCAUGGGCUAAGCAAAUUCAGCUGCUUAGGCCCUUACUAUAGCCUCAGAGACCUUUGUCACUGCUGCCUGACAAUGGCCAACUGCUAUCAUCAUGGGAUGAGUGAGAUCCAGCUGUUCAGCCCCAGCCCCACAGUCUAUAAAAACUGCAAAAUUGGUGAUCAUGCACAAAACAUAUACACAACCUUGAUGGAGAAACUAUUGUCCAGACUGUUUUUAGUGUGGUGUAGCCAGUGUGGUGUAGUGGUUAAGAGCGGUAGUCUCGUAAUCUGGGGAACCGGGUUCGUGUCUCCGCUCCUCCACAUGCAGCUGCUGGGUGACCUUGGGCCAGUCAUACUUCUUUGAAGUCUCUCAGCCUCACUCACCUCACAGAGUGUUUGUUGUGGGGGAGGAAGGGAAAGGAGAAUGUUAGCCUCUUUGAGACUCCUUAAAGGGAGUGAAAGGCGGGAUAUCAAGUCCAAACUCUUCUUCUCUUCUUCUUAUGUUUGUGUUGAGGUCAGUGGCGUAGCGUGGGUUGUCAGCACCCGGGGCAAGGCAAGUAAUUUGCGCCCCCUAACCCAGUAGGGGGAGAGAGCUGUGAGUGCGAGCGCCCCCCUCCCAGAUGUUGCGCCUGGUGCGGCCGGCCCCCCCUGCACCCCCACGCUACGCCACUGGUUGAGGUGAGGGAUGUGUGCUAUGAUUGUCAUAUGGAAGCACUCUGUGUGAAAGUGUGGCCGUUGUGGUGCACAAAGCAGUUUCCAUGUGGAUCUCUUGUAUUUCAUGGAGUUUCCAUGUAAGUGCUAGAUUUUCCUGCUGGUGGUGCCCAUGCCUGGUAAAGAGGCUGAGUAUUUGCAAUUGAGGAAGGGUAGCCAAAUCACCAAAAACAAAGAAAUGCAUGAUCUGAAAGAGGGCCAACAUUAGCAUGAAAUUUGCUCAUUCAUAUGUAUAGAUGUGCAUUUAGAAAUGAUUGCUAUGAUUUAAACAGAAAUACAGUACAUCUCACUACAGUGGGGUAGACUGUGACCAGGUGACCUGGGCACCUGCCCAGUCUGCUAUCCAGCUGCUAACUGUUAAGGGGCAGCUUUAGGGCCCCCUUUGCUCUCCCUUCUUUAAACUGGACUGGGACUCGACAACCUGUCAAUAUGACGGUCUGUAAAAUGGGACACAUGGUCACCCUAAAUUUGGGAUUGGUGUCCAAUGGUGGGCUGCAGCAAAUCCCUCGUGUAGGUAUAGCACAGCAUCACUGAAUCAUAUCUCAUGCUGUCAAGGAACCUGAAAGGCCAUCAGGGAAGGCUCUGUAAGGCAAGUCCCUUCAACAACCCUCCUGCAUAGAAUGUUCUUUGCCAUUGUCCCAGCAUCACACAGCGCAAUAGUUAAAUCAUUUAUUGCCUUAGCCAGGCACCCUUGAGCCUCUGAUGGUUUCCAUGGCAAUAGCUCUUAUGCGGAGAAGCAGGCCAGCCUAGUAAUAAGCAUCCUGGGGUAGGAGAAAAGGAUUUAGUGUACCCAAGUUAGAGUGUCACUAUGGGGGCAAUAAUAGGAUUGCAGGCUGCCGCUUCCAGUUCUGUUUUUAUCUCUUCAUAAUAAACUAAAGUGUAAUGGAGGGCUGGGGGCAGUGGGAAAGAAAAGAGAUGUAUUUCCGAUGUUUAAUACCCUGCUGACUAACCCAAGGGAUUCAUGCAUUGGUUUCCAAAUACAAAUAAUAAUAUAUCUAAAACGAAAACAUGAAAAUGAAACAAUAAUAACACACACAUACAAAAGAGACCCCAACAAGCAACAGCAAAAAUUGGCUCAAUCUCACCAUAUGCAGUAGCUUUUCUGACAAAGAACAACAACAUAUGGGGCACAAUUUCUGAAAGAUAAAAGGGAGUCAGCCAAAUGGACCUCCCUAUGUAGGGAGUUGCACAGCAAAGACACCACCACUGAGAAGUCCCUGCUCCAUAUAGCUUCUUGCCAAACUUUGAGUGGCAAGGGUCCUCCAAGCAAAGACUCCCUUGGUAAUCUAAAGGCAGUGGCGGAGGGGGAGGGGCAUAGAGAAUGAGGCUCUUCUUUGGCUACAAUGCACCCAGAUGAUUUGGAGCUUCAAGGAUCAAAACCAGUACUUUCAGUUUGGCUACAACACUAACUACUAGCUGUUGCAAUACCUUACGGCAAGGGGGGCUAACCUGUGACCCUCCAGAUUUUUAGGAGACUCCAAACAGCAGCAUUGGGUGGCCAAUUCAUUAUGCCUCACAGUAGGACUGGUACUAGCUUCGGGGUUUUUGUCUUCGUCCUGCCCAUUACAGUCAUACCUCUAGUUGCGUUAGGUUCAUGUUGCGGAUUUUCGGGUUGUGAACGCGGCAAACUCGGAAGUGUAUACCUCCGGGUUUCGCCGCAUGCUCAGAAGCGUUCUGCGCACUUCACGCAUGUGCAGGAGUGCUCUAUUGUGUCACACGCAGAAGCGGCGCUCUACUUAUGGAUUUUUCAGGUUGUGAACGGCACCCCAGAACGGAUCACGUCCAUAAGUAGAGGUACCACUGUACAAAGUUGAGAUUUUAUUAAAUUGUAAGGAAAAGGAAACAUAUAAUUUUGUGUAAUCUGCCCUCCCUGCUGGUGACACAAAAUUCCAUAUCUUCUUACAACUCUUCCUGUGGUCUCAUGUCGACUGCAUGGCAGACAAGAUGGAAUGUUGCAGGAUACGUCCCAUGCAGGGUAGCAGCAAUCCCCAGCACACUUGCUAGAACCUGCCUGGUGGAUAGGAGUGGAAUCACUAUAACACAGUGUCUCCAGUCCCAACAGACAGGCUACAAUCAGUGGUACCAAAUACUGCUGGGAUGUUCAAGCGUUUUUAAAAGGUGACAAUUGUCUCUUAGUUUGACCAAUGCAGUUUAGGUUCCCAAAGCAUGUCCUGAAGUCAGAAUUGGAUGGAUCCAAAUCAGGGGUCAACAACCUAAGGCCCAUGGGCCAGAAGCGGCCUGUGGAGGUCGUUUGACCGGCCCACGAGCCACCCCCAAACUGAGCUGGCCACUCGUGUGCAGCGCUAAACUGGUGCAGCAUGGCACAGAGACUCACUUCCGUGGUGCUGAAAAUUGCGCACGUGCAGAUGCUGAAAAUCACGGGCGCUUGUGCCCACAAUCUGGCCCACAGAGGAAUCUCCGCAGGACAGGGACAGCCCAGGCAAGAUAAACCUUGCUGACCCCUGAUCUAGAUGAAGACUGGGAAACCUUGGGGCCAGGGACCAAACAUUUUUAAGCCACUCGCCAUUUCUAAAGCCUUUUUUGACUGGUCGUCCAUGUUUUCAACCAACAUUUUAGUCUUCUCUGUGUUUAUUUUAAAGCCUGCCACUUCUCCAAACCUUUUAAUUUCUUCUAGUGCCUUAGGAACACUUACUAUAGGUUGUUCCAAAGCUCAACAACUUUUCUGUCUGGAUUUUCACUGUUUGAAAUAUGGCAACCCUAGCUUAUGUGCAUGCUUAUUAAUACAUACAGGCAUUGAUGCGGGUUUGGGUAUAUUUUUGUGUUUAUAUUUGUUUCUGUGUGAAUUCCAGCCCUUGUUCUCUCAACAUCAGUUUAGUAUUCCUUUGACCCCAAGUCUUUACAAAGAUGCUUAGCCACUUACGAAUGGCAAAUAGGACCAGAGGUUUCUGUUAGGGCAGCAUAAUGCAACACUUGGCCCUUAAGAAGUUAUUUACAGACUAUACAUCUAUUUAGGGUCCCAUCCUCCAUCUUCCACUCUACUACUUCUCAGCAGCACCACACUAGAGCUGUUAAGCACAUGACCUCAUAAACACUAAUUAGGUUUGGACUCUACAGAACCAAAGAAUCCUAGACUCACUUCCCUGGGAGUAAGGUAAAGGUAAAGGUACCCCUGCCCGUACAGGCCAGUCGUGUCCGACUCUAGGGUUGUGCGCCCAUCUCACUUAAGAGGCCGGGGGCCAGCGCUAUCCGGAGACACUUCCGGGUUACGUGGCCAGCAUGACGAAGCUGCUCUGGCGAGCCAGCACCAGCGCAGCACACGGAAACGCCGUUUACCUUCCCGCUAUAAAGCGGUACCUACCGUAUUUAUCUACUUGCACAUAGGGGUGCUUUCGAACUGCUAGGUGGGCAGGAGCUGGGACCGAACGACGGGAGCUCACCCCGUCGCGGGGAUUUGAACCGCCGACCAUGCGAUCGGCAAGCCCUAGGCACUGAGGUUUUACCCUUCCCUGGGAGUAGGUAAACCCUAAUGAACUCAUUGGGACUUGCUUCUAAAUGGCCAUGCAUAGGAUUGUAGUUGUAAAUAAGCAGUUGCUUAAAACUGCUUGCACUGUGAAUGCAAAGCCAGCGCUUGCCAGAAUAUAUCUUACUUUUUGUUUUCUAUCCUCUAUUAACAGCAUUCACUUUUACUGUUAAUGUGUGAAAGCUUAUCAGCCAUCAGCCUGGGAGGAGAGACUGAAUGAAAUGAAGAUGAUGUAGAUAGUGGGAGUAGCUAACCAGUGAGUGCUGUGUGUGUGUCUGUCUCAUUGCUGCCUUAGGGUACCAUCAGCAGCUGCUGCAAACAUAAGCAAGUCUGGCCCAGCAGCAGACAGACUGGAUAGUUACCAAACCUCCAGCAGCUCAGCAGAGGUACUUAAGUUCACAGCUUUUCAUCAGAAUCCCCAGAAAGCUGCCCGCUAGUGUUGAAUCCCUGUUUAUUGAAUCAUACUGCUUGGAGCGGCUCUUCUUGCAGAUAUAACAACUGCAAUGAUAUACUAGCAGCAGUUCCUCAGUUUCUCCAGGGGCAACAGAUUCCUCCUCCCCCGCCACUGCAGCCAGGGUGCCAUUCAAGCAUGAUCAAGCUCUAACCAGCUCUCAGUGGAAUUUUUUAUAGAUUUUGCAUCUGUUAAAUGGUCUGUGCAAGACCAUUCCUCCCCUUCUUUUUCAUCUGAAUGCUGACUUCCUCUCUUGGCUACUCAAGCAUCUAUAAAUCUUCCCAGCAUCUCCAGCUCAUCACUGACGCUUCUUUGGAUAGGUCCCAGUAGGUGUUUAAAUGGGAUUCAAAUAGACAAUUAUAGGAUGUUAGGCAAGGCCAAGGGAAGAGUGGGGAUAUGCCAACCAUAUGGCAAUGAAAAUGAGAUUCCUUUUUUAGGACUCCCAAAUUCACUUCCACUUAUUAAUGCUGGUUUAUCUGGAGCCCCUUAUAUGUUCAUAUGGGGAAAGGAUACAGAUUUCCAGACUCCAUAUUCUCUCCCUUGCCAGGAGAAAUGUUAGGUAGUAUUGGAUCAGAUGAUGAGUUGACCUAAACCUGAUGCUAUACAUAUCCUUGCAUAUAGAGCAAUUAUGCCAACUAUAUUGAGGCAAGGAUGUCUGUGCAGUAGUAAGUUCUAUAAAAUUUAAUGAGACUUACUCCCAGCUAAGUGGAGUUAGAAUUGCAUCCUAAAUCUGGAGUAGAAAAUGCCCUACAGAAUUCAUAUGGCAGAAUCGGGACUAAGAAGAAUACAAUAUGAAGGACCACUUCAUAGAUGCAUUUGUUACUCAGGAACCAAUUUCUACUUACAAAAUGUAUGUAUGCAGGAUCAGUUAUGAAGGGUGCCCAUAUAUUAAAAAUGACAUAUUUUCCCUUCAAAAUAAUCCAUGCAGGACCCUUACCAGAUUCUUUCUUUUCUGAAGCUGUGGACACAUUACUAUUUACUUGGGCUCCAGUGUGCUCCCACUGCUGGUGUUUGGAGCCAGGUAUAUAUAAUGUUAGCCUCAGCCCUUACUUAUCCUGUAGUUUCUUGAGAAAUGCUGCUGCUUGAUGGGGUUUCUCUCAAACCAAUUUCCAUCUGAUUUGAAAACAUAAGCUGCGGUGAAGCUGAAGUGUUACACUGGAGACAGCUGUUGUGCAUGCAGAGAUGACAGUUUCUUUGAAUAGGAGUUCAGAGUUGCUUUGCUACCUGAUUCACCUGGGUCUGUGCAGUUAAUGGUGCUCCUGGAUGUAGAUGAGAAGGAGUUUUUAGAUCUCGGGAUGAGACUGAAUAAGUUUUCUGAAUCUAUGGAUUCGUUGGACAAAUUUUGUUUGUUGCCCACAUUGGAUUAUUUAUGUAUUGCUGUUUUAAUGUUUCAUAUUAAUUGUCUUUGUUGUGUUUUAUUAUUUUCUCUUGCUCACCACUUUGGAUACUUUUAAAAAUAUAAAGUGGUAUAUAAAUAUUUCAAAAUGAAUAAAUAAAAUGGCCCUGGUUUCUAACUACUGAUGCUACCAGUCAACACAUUUUCAGUUCUUUGAGCAGUGGAUUUGCUUCUUGGAUUCUUGGCGGUCCACAGUUAAACUAUGGAGGCUUUGAUGGCUACCAACAUAGAUGGCUUUAAAAGCGGAUUGGAAAAAUUAAUGGAAGAUAAAGCUAUCUAGAUGGCUACUAGCCAUGUUGGCUGUGCUCUGCCUCCACAGCUGGAAGCAGUAAUACUUCUGGGUACCAGUUCCUGGAAACCACCGGAGGGCAGAGUGCUCUUGUGCUCAGAUCCUGCUUGCAGCUUUCCCAUAGGCAUCUGGUUGGCCACUGUGAGAGGAGGAUGCUGGACUGGAUGGAUCAUUGGCGUAAUCCAGCAGGCUCCUUGGAAUGUCUUAUGUUCCCUGCCACUUGGCCUGGGUGGCAGUCCCACAAAUGCGUGGGAGUGAACUUUGUUGUUUGAGGACUAUUCAAGAGUGGCCAACUACAUCAUACCAAGGCUAGGUCCAAAUAGGAAAAAUGUGGUUACAUCAUUUGUAUUUGGUGAGAGGCCAAAUUUGUAUUUUGUUGGAUUUGGUUCGUUCAUAUUAGAUCCCUUCUCUGUGGCACUGCUAGUACACAGGUUCCUAAUUCCUCGUGUUCGAGAGCUGACUUCCUAGGAAUAGGAGACUCUGCCAAUUUCAGUUUCUUUCAGUUUCCGAUUUUUCCAAUUUUAAGUUCUGUUCUCCACAUUUCCACAUCAGUUUACAAUUAAAAAAACCCUCAAGAAAAUUAAUCAAGAGUUUUGGGCAAAUUUCUCCUAAUAUAGACAUUUUUGUACACAAUUUUUCUUAAUAUACACAUUUUUGAAAAGCAAAUGCACCUAAUAUAAUGCAUUUUUGCAUUUCCCCCCUCACUGUUAUAUGCAUCUUUGUUCACAUUACUUGGCUGAAGAACUCACAGUUUGCCACAUCUUGUAGAAGUGCAAAUUCCAGAUGGCUGGGCUUUGCUUUACAUAUUGUUUCAUAAAGUGUGGAUUAGGUAACCUUGCUUUUAAAUGUGAACAAAUUCCCCUCCCCUGUCCCAUGUGUAAUUACCAUUAAUGUAAGGGUGUGAUUGCAAAGGGACAUUCUUCUGGGAUUGCAUAUUCUCAUCAAUGGCUGAUAGUCCUUAUGGCUAUAACUUACCUCUGGGAUCAUACAUGCCUCUGUAUGCCAGUCACAGGAGCAACAACAGCAGGAGCAAGUCAUGUCCUUCUUGUGGGCUUCCCACCAGCAUCUGGUCAGCCACUGUGGGAAGCUGGAUGCUGAACAGGAUUGGCCUUUGGUCUAAUCCAGCAGGGAGGCCUCUUCUUCUGUUCUUCUGCUUUGAUCCCUGCUCUCCACAUCUGCAUGACAGAUGUAGAAAACUGCAGCAUGCCUUAGUCUGCAUCAUACCUGCUAUGAAAGUACAGAACUGGAAGGAACAGAGCCUUCCAUGCAACUGUGCCCUAAGGAAAUUUCAGAUGAAGCUGCAGAGGAAAAUGUUGACUACGUCUCAUUUCUGUGAUAAGUACUGGGGAGUACACAGCCGUCUGCCUGCCAAAACAAAGGGUCUGAGAUAGGAACAAGCAACACAGUGAUCCUUUCUUCCUCCUGGAACAUAUAAUGCAAAGCCAUUGCUGGCUGCUUUUUUCACUUAAAAGACAACAAUGCAAAGCAGACACAACAGAGAGUUGAAUAAUAUUUUACCAAGUUGCUGAAUAUCAGGGGGCGGGCUGCAUUAUAUCAGCCAAUCCCCUUUCUUGGUUUGCUUCUGCCUGCCCUUGAUUACUGCUGCCGAUUGACAGAGAGCUGUGUUGAGCAGUAUACAGCUGUAUACGACCUCUGAAGCCAUGAUGAUCUCUGCUGAAGGCGGAGUGUUUUGCCUAACCUCUCUGCCUUUGAAGUGAAUUCCCAUCUGCUAGCACAGAAAGGAAAUAUUGUGUGAGGUGUGGGCUGCUCUUAUUGAUCUGCAAGCUGUGCAGAGGUUCUGCAAUUGCUGAGGUCAGGUUGGAGCAUAAAUCCUUUCUAUCUCUCAAAGCUCCCCAAAUGUAUUGGAAUUAAGUAUAAAAUGGAGACCUGAGCUAGUGGAGCUGGGCUAAAGUCCACUUAAGCAUGCAUGCUGGCAUACUGGGUGCCUUAGCUGCUGGACCCAGGUUGUCUCUGCUUUUUUAGAGCAGAGAACCAUUGGUCGCUGAAAUGUAUGUGAAACAAUUGUGGUUGACAAUAUUAUUUUAAAAGUGGGACUUGCAGCAAAAUGUUGCAGUGUAGAGUGCUCCUGUUUAGGAUUCCAACCUGUCAACCAUACCUUCAUCCACAGUUCCACACCAUAAUUUUCCAUUUCCCUCCCAACAAACACUAAACAAGCUAUGGCCAUUAAACAUCCUCAGACUUUACUGGACUCUGUCUGGUGUAUGUACGUGUGUGUGUGUGUGUGUGUGUGUGUGUGUGUAGGAGAGAAGAGUUAAGAACACAAGAUUCCUGCUGUAUAAGAUGAAAGAGCCAUCUGGCCCAGCAUCCUGUUCUCACAGUAGCUAACCAGAUGCCUAUGUGAAGACCACAAGCAGGACAUGAGCACAACAGCAUUUUCCUCAGUUUUACUUCCCAGUGACUGGUAUUCAGAGGCAUAUUACCUCUGAUAAUGGAGAUAGUGGUUACUAGCCAUCAUGACUAUGUACUAACAGUCUUAUCCUCCAUUUAAUUGUCCAGUCUUUUUAAGUCAUCCAAGUUGGUGGCCAUUACUACAUUUUGUGGGACCCAAUUCCAUACUUUAGCUGUGUGCUGUUCUUCCUUUUGUCAGCUGUAAAUCUUUCAACAUUUGGCUCUAUUGGGAGACCCCAGAUUCUAGCAUUAUGAGAGGAGAAGGCCUAAAAAUUCCUCUAUCCACUAUCUGCACACCAUGCAUAAUUCCAUGCACCUCUGUCAUGUCCUCUUUUUUUCCUACACCAGGCUCUGCAAUUUUCCACAUAGGUGAGUUCAAUUUUGUUGCUCUUUUCUGAAACAUUUCCAGCUCUGCAAUACGCCCUUUUUGCGGCGCAGAUAUCAGAACUGAACAGAGCAUUCCAAGUGCCUCUUCUCACCCUGGCAUUUUCCAUGUGUGGCAAAGCUUGAAAAGAAAUUUUAAUUUCUGCAGACAGGUUAAGAAAGCUUGGAGCUAUUGGUGAUCUCUUGGCCAAUGUGAUUAGGUCAAGAUCACAAAAUAUUCCGUUCAGCAACACCUCUCCCAGCCACUCACAUGGGGUGGUGCUGAGUAUGCAUGGCAGGAGGAGCACCAUGCUGACUUUAAGAAGCACUUUGGAACACCUGAUCGUUUGUGAGGUGCUGACUUGCUGCUAUGUUCUUGCAGCCUAAGGGCAAAGAUAUUCACAAAGUUUUAGAGCAGUAACACUGGGUUCAUCACUUAGAGUGCAAGCCUCAUGUUGCAGCAUAGACUUUGUGCACAUGACAAUUUAUUCUAGAAUCAAUGGAUCAAUAGAUCUAUUCAGACAUUUUGGCACCUGAAGUAGACCCCAAAAUUGUGCCCCACUCCUCGCCAGGGAAGAAGGGGUGAGGAAAGGUUUAUAUCAAGAAUAAGGGGUGAAGGAAGAUUGAUGUUGCGAUCUGCUGUCCCUGGGAAUCCUGCCACCUGAGGCAGUCAUCUCUCCUUGCCUCAUGGGUGGGCUGGCCCCGGAUCUAUUGCAUAUUUGUUGCCCCUGAAAAGUGCUUCUUGCUCUAAAUAUGUUGUUUGUCUUCAACCACUUGUACAGCAGGUCUUCACAACAUUUACAGGAGGUGGUAAAUGGGCAACUUCUGAGGGAGAACUCUUUAGUCCUUCAGCAGAUGGCAAAGGCAAAGCGCUGCCCUGGAAUAAUGGGUGAGAUGCUGUUGAGAAGUACUCUUUCCACCACCAGAGAGGCAUCCUUCAUUCAAUUAGAGUUGUCAGCUGUCUUAAUUUUGCCACGGCAGUCGUGAAAAAAGAAACAUUGCUUUCAGGACAAGCAGAUGUCUUGAAUUUGUAAGGUAUGUACGUAAAAGGAAAUAAACAGUGUUUGAACUGUUCAGAAAUACAAAUUCUAUCUUCUACACAAUCCUCUCACAUCUGCCCCCUAUCCCACUAGCACACAUGGCUUAUGACUGAAUUGCUAUGAUGUCUUGCUCAAAAAAACCCUCCAGGCACUUUGAAGAGGUCAGGAGGCAUUUUCUUGAGUUGGCCAGUGAGAUUUUUUUAUUUCCCUAGGUGAUUUAAAAAACCCAUCCCUAAAACAAACUCAUUGAUUUUUUGUUGAUGUUGAGGAUCAUUUUUUUUUUACAGGUUGUUCUUUAGUCGUUUAGUCGUGUCCAACUCUUCGUGACCCCAUGGACCAGAGCACACCAGGCACUCCUGUCUUCAUUUUAUUAUUAUAUUUUAAAUAACCUUUAGGACUGGUGUUUGGCAUUAGUACUCUUAUUGUGGUUAUGUAUGCCUAACUCAACCCCACUCCUUGGCCUAAGUGUAACAGAACUGACCAAUUGGCUGGGGAGAGGGCAACCUUGGUCUGGAUUAGAGAGAAAGCUCCCCUUGGAAAGACUACCUGCAAAUUGUGUAUCUAGUCCAGAAUUGCCAAAUCAACAUUCCCAGCCUCACUAUGGGCUUGUAGUGUUCUAAAGCAAAAUCUGCACAUUAUGUUCUGUUGGGCAACGAUGCUGUUCUUGGGAUACUGCACCAUCCUUGAAAUUGGCAGGCAUCUGGCAGCUCUCCUUUCCUCACUUUGUUCUCAAAUCCCUCUGUGAGCCCCGCUACCUUCUGCCAAUUUCACAAGCUGACAGAGAGAGUGAGAGAGAGUUUGCAAACGGCUGAACGUUGCCCUCACUGACCAUCAUUUUCUUCUGCCUCGCUUGCUGCUUUUGAGGACAAAAUUGAUUGUGGCAUUAAUUGGUUGCUCAAAUUCAUUGAACAGACACCUAAUUGUGCUGGAGGACUGAUACUGACACCAUUCGAGAGGCCGCUGCCCUCAUUCCCUUUUGCUCACUUUUUAUGCCUGAACGGAGGGAGACCCUGCAAUCAUUUGGGCAAGUUGCAGAGGAAAUACAGGCUCAUAUAUCUACCUGCUGGUUUGGAGCCAGUGGCAAAUCCUUCUAAGUGUAGCCUUCCCUAAGCCAUGACCCCUCUUCACCUACACUGAUCUCCCCCAUGUUGCUGCUAAUAAUUGUGUGGCCUUCAAGGAGCUCUUUCCAUCCAAACAAUAAUUUGGGCUCUCAGGAAAUUAGCUUUCCCAGUUUCUCUGUUCAACCAUGAACUCUUAAGGGCCGCACUACACAUGAUAAUAUGCAUUAGCUUUUUAGUGCAGGUGUUCAAAAUGCAUUGUAUUGGCUGGGGCUCAUAAUUAAGGGUAUCAGCACAGGUGUGUAGAGAGAGAAUUUAACCCUUUUCUCCAUUGCUGUAGUCCUGAGGAAUACCGUUCCUCCGAAGCUGGUGUUUGCUUCGGCAGGAGGGAGAGGGAGAAAAUUCCCCAUUGGCACAUUUAACAUCACUUCUUGUUUGGUCCUGAAUGGAUGUCAUGACUGUAUUGGCCCAUCCUGCUAGCUGAAUUGGGGAGCAUCAAGAUUCCAUCCCAUCGUUCAUAUCUGUUGUCAUAGGCAUCCAAGAAAAGAGAGCAUGACAUCAUAG
This is a messenger RNA of Podarcis lilfordi (Lilford's wall lizard), 14809 nucleotides long. The record is from the annotation of a GenBank genome assembly. NCBI's taxonomy places the organism in Eukaryota, Metazoa, Chordata, Lepidosauria, Squamata, Lacertidae.